AUGUAUAAUGCUUUACCUCCUAGAUUAUAUGGGUUAAGGAAAACGCACAAAGUUGACUGUAAGUUGAGGCCAGUUGUUAGCAAUAUUGGUUCACCGGGUUAUGAAAUAUCGAAGUUUGUGCAUAAAAUCUUGUCUCCAUAUGUUCUGAGUUUUGAAUUUAAUAUGAAAGACUCCUUUCAAUUCGUUGAGAGAAUUAAGUCUGUGUUGGUGGAUGAUGAUUACUUACUCAUUUCUUUAGAUGUAGUUUCAUUAUUCACUAAUGUGAAACAAGACCUAAUAACUAACAUCAUUAAAGAACGGUGGAAUGUCAUAAAAGAUUUCAUCAACCUGGACCAAGAACUCCUAUUAGAUCUCGUGAAGUUUUGUUUUCAUUCUGGGUAUUUCCUGUUUCAAAGGAAUUAUUAUAUACAGAAAGAAGGCUGUGGGAUAGGUAGUCCAGCAAGCCCCGUGAUUGCCAUUACUGCAGUGGAUUAUGUGAUAUCAAAAGCCCUGGAGAGGUUAGAUUUUGAGAUUCCGGUUGUAGCAGCAUAUGUGGAUGAUCUUUUUCUCAUUAUACCAAGGGAUAAAGUUGAUACGGUUGUAAAUGUGUUCAAUUCAAUUAAUAAAGAUAUCCAAUUCACAAUUGAAGUUGAACAAGAUGGUAAAAUUCCGUAUUUGGAUGUGUUGGUGGAAAGAACACGAUCUGGGGAACUUAGAACUUCAUGGUAUCAGAAACCAUAUAGUUCGGGGAGAGUUCUGAACUUCAAAUCAAAUCAUCCUCUGAGCCAGAAGUUAGGUGUAGCACAAGGUCUAAGUCAUGCGACUAUGGUGGCUGUAAGUACUGAUAAAGUGAGACACUUGCUCAUGAAUAAUAACUAUCCGUCAUCGCUUCUCAGUAAGUGUGAGAAAAUUACAAGUAAUAGAAUUAGUAGUAAUUUGAGGAUUGAUGCUGGUUUGAGAGGGUGGUCGUUCUGUAAGUUUCCCUAUAUCAAAGGUUUGUCACCCAGGAUUGGAUGUUUGUUCAGGCAGACGAAUUGUAAAUUAUUUUUGUACAAUUUGUGUAAAAUCAAGGAUUUCUAUAGCCACCUAAAGGAUCCAGUUGAUAAGUGGGAUAGAUCUUGCUUGGUAUAUCGGAUCCCUUGCACUUGUGGCAAAUCAUAUAAAGGACAAACGAAACAGAAACUUAGGAAGCGGAUUAAUCAACACAUCAACGAUUGCAGGCCUGUCAACAUUAACAAGAGUAAUAUGACGGCAUUGGCGGAUCAUCAUUUUGAGAGUGGGCAUGACUUUCAGUUUGACGCUGCUCAGACUUUAGACUAUGAAUUUCAUUUUCUAAAACGUAACAUCAGUGAGAUGUUUUUCAUCAAAGUGUUUGAUUGUGUCAAUUUUAGGUCUGAUACCCAGGGAUUAAGUUCAUCAUAUAGUGAUAUCAUAUCAGUGGCUAAAAGAUUGAUGCAAUAA
This is a messenger RNA of Cotesia glomerata, 1440 nucleotides long. RefSeq lists its product as uncharacterized. NCBI's taxonomy places the organism in Eukaryota, Metazoa, Arthropoda, Insecta, Hymenoptera, Braconidae. The coding region runs from base 1 to 1440 and encodes 479 amino acids. The transcript has a single exon. The record is from RefSeq and is a predicted model, not a curated record.